Molecule: messenger RNA, 1712 nt
Organism: Zophobas morio
Lineage: Eukaryota; Metazoa; Arthropoda; Insecta; Coleoptera; Tenebrionidae
Product: juvenile hormone esterase-like
Exons: 9
Coding region: 25-1659 (544 amino acids)
Molecular function (GO): serine hydrolase activity
Source: RefSeq, a predicted model, not a curated record
CUGGAAAAUGUCAGUGUGUAAACAAUGGUGAAUAAAGUGUUACUGUUGUUGUGUUUUCUGCAAGCUGUGACCAAGUUAACAAUUUCACACCGAAACCAACCCACCGUAGAGACCUCUCAUGGUAGAAUCAAAGGUACGAUUUUACGAACCCGGCAGCCACCACAUUCACAGUACUACGCCUUCAAAGGCAUCCCCUACGCCAAACCACCCUUGAACCAUUUACGUUUCAAACCACCACAAAAUCCAAAUCCUUGGAACGGGGUCAAACCGUGCCAAAAAUUCGGAAAUCCUUGUCUACAAAUUAGCAAAACUGAUGGUUCUGUUAUCGGAAGUGAGGACUGUUUGACUUUGAAUGUAUUCACGAACGAGUUGGACGUCACAAGGUUGAAGCCGGUGAUGUUCUGGAUCCAUGGAGGUGCUCAUUUGAGAGGCUCGGGUUCGCUCUAUGGACCUGACUAUUUGGUUGAAAAACCUAUUGUUUUGGUGACUGUAAAUUUCCGUUUGAAUGUUUUUGGUUUUUUGACGGUUAACGAUGAAAAUGCUUAUGGAAACACGGGGAUUAAGGAUCAGGUAGCUGCGCUGAAAUGGGUUCGGGAUAAUAUCGCGAAAUUUGGGGGAGAUGCUUCCAGGGUUACGAUUUUUGGGGAAAGUUCGGGAGCUAAUUGUGUGUCUUUGUUGCAGCUGUGUCCUAGAACUAAAGGGUUGUAUCAUCAGGUAAUAGUACAAAGUGGGUCUGCUCUUAACUCUAGAUAUUUACAAAGAAACCCACUUAAGUACGUCUAUAAUAUUGCAAAUUAUUUUAAUGUUAGUUCUGAAACAACUAAAACUAUGGUUGAGGGGUUACAAACCAUUGAUGCCAAAGAGUUAACUAAAGUAGCCCAUAAUUACAAAGCUAUGAGAUAUACCCAAAAUUUGCAAGCGGGUCCUUUUUAUCCCGUUAUUGAAGUGGACAAUCCUGGUGCUAUAAUUACUGAUAGUCCGUUUGAAUUGAUGAAAUCGGGCAAACUUAACCCAAUACCUUUUAUCGCUGGUUAUAACACAGACGAAGGAACGCUUGGCCUAAAAAUUGUAAAUUCCACCAUGAAUAUUAGUGAUUUUGAUGAAAAAUACGAACUGUUUGCCCCUCGAUCUUUGAACAACGAAGACAAUCAAGUUUCAAUAGGGAAAGUAGUUAGAGGGUACUUUUUAGGAAAUUCUUCUGCCACCAACGUUGAUAAAUUGUCAAAGUUUUUAGGGCAAGAGUUGCUGGUACGUGGUAUCAGAAAACAGGCCGAUUUUCAAAGACAAUAUUCUAGAGGGUACUUCUACAGAUUUGGUUAUAAAGGAACGAACACUGCAGGUCCAGGAGUUGGUCAUGCUGAAGAAUUACAGUACUUAUUUAAACAGGAAGCUCCCAACGAAGUAACCGACCAGGAUAUUUUAACCCGAAGACGGAUGGUUGAAAUGUGGACCAAUUUUGCAAUUUUUGGGUCUCCACUUCCUGACGAUACUCUAGUAUCGGAAAACGUUUCCUGGAAGGAAUGUCAAAGCAGCGGGCCGUUAAAUUUUUUGAAAAUAGGGACCAGUGUUACCCAGGGGACAAACCCAGACGACCAAACCUAUCGCUUUUGGAAGGAACUUUUUAAUAAAUUUGGUGUAGAACCUUAUCAAACUUAUUAAAAUGUGACAAUGUAUAAAACGCGAAAUUAAUAAAAUUCUAAAUCUUCAACUUU